GGAGCUACUCCUCAUCCUCUACCAGCUACUACUGGAGGAGCUACUCCUUAUCCUCUACCAGCUACUACUGGAGGAGCUGCUCCUUAUUCUGUGGGUGGUCCUACUAAUGUUAUUCGUAAUGAAGGAAUGCUACCUUCAGGAGGUGGUAACUCAAGUCAUAAUGAAAGUUCGCCAAUUUCCAGAAGAGAUAGUUCUUCUGUUGAUGUUGUAAUGUCACCUGGAAGUGGAAAAUCAAAUAAUUCAACAAUUUAUGCUCAUCAUCCUGAAAAGAAUCAUCCCUUGACAAAUAAGAUAUAUGAACUGAAGGAUGAGUUUGCUGAUGCACUACAACUGACAAUCAAGUCCUUUGAGAAUAAACCAGACCUUCUUCCUAAAAUCAUUGAAUAUCUUAAAAGACGUGUCCAUACUUUGCUGGGUCCUUCUUGUGAUUCAGCAGCAGCACAAGCAGUUAGAGAAGAGUUCAGUGACAUUAAAACAAUGGCAGAUCUUUUCUCAACCUUAGAGUACAAGUAUGUAUCUUGGUUUAACUAUGAACUGAUAGUAAGACUAGUUCGUGUGUUCCUAAGUGAUAAUCGUUCAUUAAAGAGAACCUGGUUGUCAUAUGAAGAGAAGUUAAAGGAUUAUUUUAUAAACAGUGGUGGACUAUUGAAAGAUGCUGAUGCUGUACAGUUUGGUAUAACAGACGUUCCUCCUGAUACACGAGUAAUGAUUGCUAAAGUUGAUAGUGAUGACUACACUCCAAGUGACCUUUUCUUCUAUCGUAGGGCAAUACCAAAAGGAUAUGACAUUUCUCAUUUCAAUCUUUAUUUUCUUCGAGUUUACCCUGGUUCUGUUGUCCUAGAAUAUCUCAUUCCUGAGUAUCUUUAUUCUUUAUUAUUUCCUCUAACUACAAAGCUACAGCAACAGUUAGCUAGUAUUGGUAUCACUGAACUAACAUGUGGUGAAGAUAAAUAUGAUCUAAGAGAGUUCUCAAUAGAAGAGGUUAAGCACUCAUCCACUGAUAUUGAUAUAUGUGAUCCAUUAUGGCAUGAAAAUACCAGUACACCAUUACAUGAAGCAGCUUGGAGAGGAUUAAAAGAUGAAGUACAAUG
Messenger RNA from Amphimedon queenslandica, 1091 nucleotides. RefSeq lists its product as uncharacterized. Lineage: Eukaryota; Metazoa; Porifera; Demospongiae; Haplosclerida; Niphatidae. The record is from RefSeq and is a predicted model, not a curated record. The annotation marks the transcript as partial. The transcript is spliced from 5 exons.